CGCCCCGAGUCAUCCGGUUCUCUCCCGGUACCCGGUCAUCUGCACCAUGAAAGACGUCGACGACCACCAAAACGACACCUUACGAUCACUAGACUUUCAAAAUCUCAAAGUCAUCUCCGCCGUGGGGCGCGGCGCCAAGGGUAUCGUGUUCCUCGCGAAAACCGGUGACCGGUCUUCGAACGAGUGUGUGGCUCUGAAAGUGAUCUCAAAAGCUCUGAUUCUUCAGAAGAAUGCGAAGACCAACAAAAACGACGACGAAGGUUCUGGCGAGUACAAGAGGGUGUCGUUUGAACAGCAAGUGCUACGUCGUUUUGAUCACCCACUUCUGCCGCGUUUGCAAGGGGUUUUGGAAACCGAGAAAAUCGUUGGGUUCGCCAUUGACUACUGCCACGGUGGCAGCCUCCAUUCUCUUAGAAAGAAACAGACUGAGAAAAUGUUUGCUGAUGAUACCAUCAGGUUUUACGCUGUGGAAUUGGUCCUCGCAUUGGAGUAUUUGCACCAUUUGGGAAUAGUAUACAGAGAUUUGAAGCCAGAGAAUGUGAUGAUCCAAGAAAACGGUCACAUAAUGCUCGUCGAUUUCGAUCUCUCCACGAAGUUGAACCCUAAACUCGCUCAAUCACUGAGUCGCGACUCGUCGGCGAGUCGUAACUCGUUGACGGAGAAACACAUGAGUAAGCGACGACUCUUACGGCUCUACAGUUACUGUAACUCGGGCAUCUCGCCGUGUGACUCGGACUCGGAGCCUCAACCCGUGAUCAACUCAGCGCGGAGGACCGAGUCGGACUCGGUUGAGAAAUCGAACUCGUUCGUCGGAACGGAAGAGUAUGUGGCACCUGAAAUUGUAUCUGGAAAGGGUCACGGUUUUGGUGUUGAUUGGUGGUCAUUCGGCGUCGUUUUGUACGAGUUGCUAUAUGGAACGACGCCGUUUAGGGGAGAUAAUCGGAAAGAAACGUUUUUCCGGAUUUUGACGAAGGAACCGGAGCUGACGGGGGAGAAGACGGCGUUAAGGGAUUUGAUUGGGAGAUUGCUGGAAAAAGAUCCUGACCGUCGGAUCCAGGUGGAUGAAAUCAAGGGCCACGAUUUCUUCAGAGGAGUUAAGUGGGACAUGGUGUUGCAAAUAGCAAGGCCUCCUUAUAUUCCUCGAAAUGAGGUUGAGGACACGGUUGGGUUUAAUAAAAAAGAUGUAGAGUUGUUUGUCCAUGAGGUUUUUUUCCCCAGUAGUCAUGAUGAUGAUGGAGAGAAAAAUAAAAAGGUGGAAGAAAAAAAGGAUAAUGGGGAGAAUAAUAAGAUGGUGUGGGUUGACAAGUUCAAGUUGAGUACUCACAGUCCCACUGACAAUGAAGAUUUUUCAAUUUUUUGA
Messenger RNA from Gastrolobium bilobum, 1360 nucleotides. RefSeq names its product serine/threonine-protein kinase OXI1-like. Gene Ontology annotation, cellular component: cytoplasm; nucleus; plasma membrane. Lineage: Eukaryota; Viridiplantae; Streptophyta; Magnoliopsida; Fabales; Fabaceae. Gene Ontology annotation, molecular function: ATP binding; protein serine/threonine kinase activity. The record is from RefSeq and is a predicted model, not a curated record. Gene Ontology annotation, biological process: protein phosphorylation. The coding region runs from base 47 to 1360 and encodes 437 amino acids. The transcript has 2 exons.